Messenger RNA from Drosophila busckii, 930 nucleotides. RefSeq lists its product as uncharacterized. The record is from RefSeq and is a predicted model, not a curated record. The coding region runs from base 1 to 930 and encodes 309 amino acids. Lineage: Eukaryota; Metazoa; Arthropoda; Insecta; Diptera; Drosophilidae. The transcript has 3 exons.
AUGCGCUGCUUGCUACUGCUCGGACUUUUGCUGCCCACCGUGCUGGGAAAUCGCAGCGAGCUUAGGCCUGCCCUGGAGCGCGUGUUUUCGCGUCAAAAGCGUUUUGUGCUGUUUCCCAAGGGCUCGAAUUUGAAAUUUACAGGCUCAAUAAGCAAAGGUUUGCUGUCAAAGUUUCCCAAAGGCAUCAAUAUGAAUAUAGAGCAGGCUGUCUACUAUCCGGUGCCCUCGAGUCGCGAAGAUGUUUAUCCCAAACGCUUUCGACCCAGAACAACAACAACACCACAGCCGCUGACCACAACUGAGCCGCUAUUUGUUUGGAUUCCUGGCACUGAUUGGCGCUUCAAGGCAACGCCUGUCAAGAAGCCUAUGCCGCUGCGUCUGCAUGCGCAGCAGCGCAUAGACUAUAGGCCAAGUAAGCAGCAGCAGCAAAAGUGGGCAAGCUAUGGCCAGCGUUAUGGCAAUUGGACUAGCAAGCAAAAAUAUGCGCAGCGCUGGCAAAAGUGGAGCACGCCAGCGCCCAAAUGGCAGCAGCAGCAUAACAAGCGCUGGUAUCGUGCAGCAGAUGCCACAGACUAUGCUGCAAGCAACGAUGAGGACUUGGAGCACUUGCGGCAAACGCCACAUUAUCAUGGCUAUAGGGAUCGGCGGCAGCUAUUCGAGCAUUGGAGUGCGUUCAGCAAGCUGCUAGGCUUUGAUACCAAGUCCUGCAUACUGCGCGCUAUAUGUGAUAGCAAGCGCUUGUUGCUGCCACCAGGUUACUCCAUGCUGCAGGACAUACUGCGUCUAAUCUUUACGCUGCCUACUGUAUCUGGCGUGCAGGAUGACUACAGUCGGCUAAUGCACAUGAGUCCAGAGCAGUGUGAUCAACGCUUUAGACAGCAGUGUAAACUGGAUUUGCUAGCUUGGCUGCUGCUGGGACAAAGUCAUUAA